This is a messenger RNA of Prorocentrum cordatum, 726 nucleotides long. Lineage: Eukaryota; Dinophyceae; Prorocentrales; Prorocentraceae. The record is from the annotation of a GenBank genome assembly.
AUGUCGACGGCAUUUAUGUUGCCGUCGGCUCCUCCUGCACGGCGGCGGAUAUCCGGGCUCGUCAUCGGCGUCGCCCUCGUGCGCAAGCUCGGCUUGCCUGCGUUCAAGUCACCAGACUUCAAGUUGCAUGCAGUGCCCAUCCACCACGCGUUGUCAGCUCUCCACCGCUUCACUGGCGUGUACACGGCGAAGUGGGGCGCACACAUGCCGGUGACCACGCGUCACAGCAUCUUGAGGACGUGCGCCGCGUUGAAGCAGAUAGGUGGCCCAGAUGUGAUAGCGGAUGCGCUUGAAGUGCUCGACAAGCACACCGAGGUCCAUGCUGGCGCCGAACUCUGCGGCAAGUACGGCGUACACUCCGACAUGAGCCGAUCGUGCGCCAAUCUGUUUGACAGCACAGCCAGCCUCGAGCCCACCGCUGGUGCUGCGAAGAUGGCACUUCCCAAGCCGUGGCUCUGCGGGCAUUUCUGUGCCAAAGCCUUCGCCGCCAUGUGCGACGACCUGCUCAAGCCGGAGCACGCGGGCAAGAACAUGCUCUUCUGGCAGACCAAGUCGCUGGUGCAGCCGCUCGGGCCGGAGGACGAGUGGGCCCGCGUGCGGGCGAUGCCCCGCGCCGUGCAGGCCUGGGCCAGCGCGGGGACCGCGGAGUCGCUCCUCCGCCCCGGGCGCGUGGACCUCGACGGCGGCGCGCCGGAGGAUUAUCGCGGUCUCAUGACGAAGGUCUGA